AUGUCGCUAGGGAGCCCUUUUCUUGUAGUGAUCAAUUUUGCUAGUUCUAAUGGGAUUUUUUCGGUGUCAAGUGUUUCUUCGUGGAGUUCCCGUAAAAAGACUCAUGCUUGGCAGCCACUAACGGUGAGCAAUCUGAAUUAUCUUUGGUGUUUGGAUCUUCCGUCUAGGAUUGCCAUCUUUGCGUGGAGGUUUUUCGUAUCUCGGCUCCCAACAAUUGAUUCUCUUAUUGCAAGAGGAAUCGGUAAUAUAAGCAGCCCGAGAUGUGUGUUAUGUGAUGACCAACCGGAGUCCUUAAAUCAUCUCUUUUUCAAUUGCGAAGCCUCUAAGAAAGUGUGGGAGUGGAUAUAUGGUUGGAUUGGUGACAAAGUCCCUUUUUCUUUGGAAGACUUUAAAGACUUCCAACAAGUUCAUGUGAAGGUUAAAAGUACUAAGGUUAGAACAAAGAUUCAAUUCAUUUGGUUAUCUUUGAUUUGGAGUAUAUGGCGUAUGCGUAACUCUAGGAUCUUUGAGCAAGUUCUCUUUAGUUUUGAGGUUGUGGUUUAUAAUGUAAUGUUUCUCUCUUGGAGUUGGUUGGGUAGAAUAAGGGGAUCUAUUUCCUUGCCCACUUUUUAUGAGUGGUACAAGUAUCCCAUGGAUUGUUUCCACAACUUGUAA
Messenger RNA from Vicia villosa (hairy vetch), 654 nucleotides. RefSeq lists its product as uncharacterized. Bases 1 to 654 code for a protein of 217 amino acids. The record is from RefSeq and is a predicted model, not a curated record. The transcript has a single exon. Lineage: Eukaryota; Viridiplantae; Streptophyta; Magnoliopsida; Fabales; Fabaceae.